AUGUGUGCAACAUCUACCUUCAUUCGUCGUUUGCAAUACACCCUUCGCAUCACGCUUUCUUUCCUUAUCGGUGGCUUUAUUACUUACGGUACACCGUUAAAUGACCAAUUAACAACACAAUAUCUUAUUCCCGUUAUGUGUAUCCUUGCUAUUCAGGAAACAUUUGGAAUGACUUUACUCGCUAGUUAUCAAAUGAUAACAGCACUGAUACCAUUAUCAAUAUUUCUUUAUAUAAUUCAAAAACUCGGCGUUGGAUAUGGAGAUUAUCUCGCUGCUGAACUUUUACUACUCGUUUCAUCAUUCGCUCUGUCAUAUAAAUGUACACAGAUUCAACCACGAAAAAUUGCGCUACUGAUCUCUUCGAUCUUCUUCGCCACGAUUGUCAAUCAGCAAAAUCUUCCAUCGACGUUUAUUUUCACUUUACUCGAAGAAUUCGUCAUUGGCAUUUCCGUUUCUUUACUUGUUUCUUUGUUGGUCUUUCCGCUAUUCGCAACAAUAGAUAUCGAAAACCGGAUGAAUUAUUGUUUAAAAAACCUUCAACGAAUGGAAUCGAUUGUUAUUCAAGCUUUUCUCUGCGAAGAUCAAAUGAGUGCACAAGUGUCAUUGGCACGUUCUUCAACCUUGGAACAAAUGAUACGUGUAGCAAUGAAUCUAAUUCAUACGAGAUUGAACGAAACGCAAAUGGAACCGUCACGAUUAUUACAACGAAUUUUUAAUCGACGACGAAGGCAUUUGAUGGAUUUAACAUUACAAGAACAGGAGCAUUUCGUCAGCUCGUGGAUGUUUCAUGUAUGUUCACUUCAAUUAAUGGUCAAACAAUGUCGAUUCAAUGAAUAUCACAAUCAUUUCAAACAAGAGCUUCAAGUAGAUCUUGCACAUCUUGAUUCAUGUCAAUGUAGCAUGGUUUCCGAUCUAACUUCAUCGACGGUACCAACUCGAGAGCAAUUUGAUGACCAUCUUGGUCAAUUACAGCAGGCUCUGAAGACUCUUCGACAAACAUCGAUUGAAGCUCGUCUUAGUCAAGUUGAACAUAGUUUACAAUCUGCGACGAAGAUUCAUUCGGAUGAUCAUCUAUCUCAUGCAUUCUUUCUCUUCCAAUUAGCGACAAUCAUUCGACUUUUGACGCAAGUAACUAACUACCGUGAAAAGCAAAGUUUUCUCCAAACCAUGCAGGAUGUACGAAAGAAGAAACAAAAAACAAAGCAUCGAAGUAUUCUUCAAGUUUUGAAACCUCAAUGGCCACGCAUAGCGUCUGCGCUCAAAAGUACGAUUAUUAUUGGGGUUGGAUCAAUUUUUGUCAUGGUGCCUCGUUUGGCAGAUAUUUUCGAAAACGGACAAUGGAUUUUGAUUGCUCUCUGCAUGACACAAGGUGAUACAGUUGGUGGAGCGUUAACAACAAUGAAAAGACGAUUGAUCGGAACAUUACUCGGUGCAAUGUGGGCGUACAUCACUUAUCUGUCUGUUGGAGAUCAUAUUUACAACACAUUUGGAAUGCUAGUGCCGUGGAUACUGGUUUUUGGAUAUUUAAAAUCAGCACCGGAAUGGAAUUAUGCCGCUGUUGUCGCCAGUUUUACUCCUGUUUUAAUUAAUCUUGGACGAAUACCAUACGGUCCCUCAUUACCAGCCGGCAAUUAUGCACUGCUUCGAAUAGAAGAAAAUCUUGUUGGUAUUGCUAUUGCAACUGUCUUAACGAUACUCAUCUUUCCAGUUUUCGCCAUCGAUGUAUUGAAAAAAAAUAUUGAAAGUACACUUCAACUUUGUCGUCAAAGUAUUAAUGGCAUGCAGGCCAUCUACGAUCAACUGUUUCAAAAUGAACAAUUCGAUGUGACUGUUGUGGAUAUGGAAAAGACAGCUGACCAAGAAAUCAAAUCGUUUGUUGAUGCUCAACGAAGUCGUUUUCAUCAGUUGAUUAGUAGUCAACGUAUGUUACUCGAAUUUUCUGCUCUCGAACCGACUCUAUGGUGGUUUCAAAAUGCAUUCCCUACGGUACGAUAUGAAAUGCUUGCUUCCCAACAAACAGAUAUAUUUCGAAUGUUACAUAACGUCGAUGCUAUCCUUAUGCGUAUUCACGAGUGUUCCAAAGACGAGACAAACCCCAUAAAAGAUCUUCAAAUGUAUGGAAAUGGUGGUGUGCUACCAAGUGCUCUUCACAAUGAACUGACCACUCUAAGUCGACAACUGAGCGAAUGUGUCAAUCUCUGGGCUUCGUAUUUCACUCUUACGCAAACGCGCUGCUAUCGUUUAGCGCGGGAGUGCAGUUUUUCGCGAACUUCACUGUUGGAAAGCGAUUUACUUAAACAUGAACAAUGUCUCAUCGAACUUCACCAAACCAUUCAUCGUCUUCAAACUGAACACCAAGGAACAGUGGAUCGAUUAUUAAAUUAUUGUCUCGAUCGUAUAACUCAAGGUGACACCAUCGGACGCAUUGUACCAUACGUUGAUAAUGAACGAGCCUAUGUCAUUUUCCUUGGAAUAGCAGCAAUGCACUAUUCAACUACAGAACUUGCUCGAGCUGCAUUAGCUCUUGGCACCAAUAUUCACACUAUCUUCGAACUGGAAACAACGAAACUUUAUCGAUCUUUUUAA
Molecule: messenger RNA, 2586 nt
Organism: Adineta ricciae
Lineage: Eukaryota; Metazoa; Rotifera; Eurotatoria; Adinetida; Adinetidae
Source: the annotation of a GenBank genome assembly